AUGGAGAACAAACUCUCCGCCGCGGAAACUCAACUGGCCGAAGCCUCAUCCACGCACAACGAAACAUGCAAGGCCCUCCAGGCAGCUCAGAAGGGAAAGCAGGAGGCGGUCGAAAAUCUUGCCAAAGAGCGAUUCACAUACAGCAAGGCCCUCGAGGUAGCUCAGAGGGGACGACAGAACGCUGCUGAAAAACUUGCCAGAGAGCAAGUCAUAUAUCACACUGCCCGCGAUGAGCUGGGCACCCUACGCAACACGCUCAACUCGACGCUCGCCGAACUCGCCAGCGCGCACAAGACAAUCGAAUCACAGGCUACUGGCCUCACCACCCUCCAAGCCGAAGUGCACCGCCUUCAAGCCUGCCUCGACACCUUGGAAGAACAGCGCAAGCAAGAAGCCCUCGUGCACCAAUCCUGGGUCCGCCAAUCCCUCACCACCAGCUCUGUCAGCAUAGCCGAGACGCGCAACCUCCAAGAGCAAGUCAGCUCGAUGCGCCAGCGCUGCGAUCUCUGGUACGGCAUGUAUCGCUCCACGCACACCAACAUGGAAAAGCAAAUCGCCGACAUGUCAUCCGCCAUGAUCGCUGCCCACGCCGAGAACUUUGAGUUGUUCUCGCUCAAAGAGGAGCUGGAGCGCGCGGUUGCAAAGUUGCAGACUAAGGUUGAAGGCUUGGAAGAUGACAAUGCGCUGCUGAGGGAUGAGAAGUGGCGGCUUGAAGGGGAGUGGCAGAACUUGACGGUUGAGCUUGCCGAGUAUAAGGAGAGUAAUCGCAAGUUGGUGGGUAAGUGGUGGAAAGCGGUCAUGGCGAAUGAGGUGGAAGAUGAGGAGAGGAAGGAGGAGGAGAAGGAGAAGAAGAAGAGGGAGAAGAUCCUUAGGUAUAUGCUUUAUUCGAGGUUGGACACUGCGAUUGAGAGGCAGUUGGGUUUGAGGGCUGCGGGGGUUCAAGAGCAAGAGGUAAACAACGAGAAGGAAGAGCAGCAAGGGCAAGAAGAAGACGAGGUUGAGGACGACGACGGCGAGGAGUAUGACGACAUGGAGAGUUCAGAGGAUGACGAGGAGUUCGACGAAGAUGAAGACGAGGUGGAAAGUCUUGAUGGCAGUGAGACUUCUGAGGCUCCCGAAACGCCUAGCGCCAUCCCUGUGGUCCAGCUUUACUGGGAGACGAACAUUGUUGAGGGUAACCACGAAAACGAUGUCGAUGAGGAGGAUGAGUACGACGAGUACUAUGAGGAAGAGUACUAUGAAGACGAGUACUAUGAAGAAGAUUACGAGUACGAGUAUGUGGAGGAGUACGAGUGUGUGGAGGAGUACGAGUAUGUGGAUGAGUGCGAGUACGCGGGUGAGCAUGUGGGUGAGCAUGUGGAUGGCGCCGAUCAUUAG
This is a messenger RNA of Bipolaris oryzae ATCC 44560, 1377 nucleotides long. RefSeq lists its product as uncharacterized. The record is from RefSeq and is a predicted model, not a curated record. The transcript has 2 exons. Bases 1 to 1377 code for a protein of 458 amino acids. NCBI's taxonomy places the organism in Eukaryota, Fungi, Ascomycota, Dothideomycetes, Pleosporales, Pleosporaceae.